Messenger RNA from Sciurus carolinensis (gray squirrel), 2517 nucleotides. It is a transcript of the gene Edaradd, whose product is annotated as EDAR associated via death domain. Gene Ontology annotation, biological process: signal transduction. Gene Ontology annotation, molecular function: protein binding. The coding region runs from base 492 to 1109 and encodes 205 amino acids. The record is from RefSeq and is a predicted model, not a curated record. Lineage: Eukaryota; Metazoa; Chordata; Mammalia; Rodentia; Sciuridae. The transcript has 6 exons.
CGUUCUGCUGUCCCAGCUGAGGCGCGAUAAGAGGGCCCGGGACGACACCCGCGCGCCGCUGCCGCCGGCCUCCAAGGCCGGCCGUUCCUCCGCGGUCCGUCCGGGGCGGGGGCCGCGACCUCCCGAGACCAGCAGCGGACCUGGCCCGGGAGCGGUGGCCGCGGCGCAGGACGCGCGCUCCGGGCGCCGAGGCCCCUCCCCGCGCCCCCGCGGGCUGCCCGGCUCCCGCCCCGCGCCUCGGCGGGGAGGGCGGGCGCGACCGCGGAGAAGGGGCUUUGCGAAUUGCCAGAGCAGGAAGUGAGCGCGAGGAAGGACCGCAGAGGCCGGAGGAGGCGGCGCGGGCGCUGGAGCGGGGCGCGGGGCGCGGAGCGCGGAGUCUGCUGCGGGCGCGUGGGGCAGCCGGACGUCCCGACCCUACGGUGCCGCUCUCCUCCGGGCCCCCGAGGCCGCCCGACCUUGCUGGGGCGCUGGUCCGCCCUCUCGCCGCCCCCAUGUCUUCUCCAAACGACCCUCUGCGCGCAGAUCACAUGGCAAAGGAGCCAGUGGAAGACACGGACCCCAGCACUUUAUCUUUUCACGAGUCAGACAAAUAUCCCAUUCAAGAUACGGGACUCCCUAAAGUUGAAGAGUGUGACGCGGUUACUUUGAACAGCCCGCCAAAUCCUGAUGAGCAAGACCAGGGAGAAGAAAAUGGCCUUCCGGACAGCACUGGAGAGCCUCUUUCAGGUGUCACUAAGGACCAGUCCUGUAGAGAAGACUGUACUUGCUCCUCCUGCUCGCUCCGGGCCCCCACCAUCAGUGACUUGCUCAAUGAUCAGGACUUACUAGAUGUGAUCAGGAUAAAGCUGGAUCCAUGUCACCCGACGGUGAAAAACUGGAGGAAUUUUGCAAGCAAAUGGGGCAUGUCCUAUGACGAACUGUGCUUCCUGGAGCAGAGGCCCCAGAGCCCCACUCUGGAGUUUCUGUUCCGCAACAGCCAGAGGACAGUGGGCCAGCUGAUGGAGCUGUGCAGGCUCUAUCACAGGGCUGACGUGGAGAAGGUGCUGCGCAGGUGGGUGGACGAGGAGUGGCCCAGGCGGGGGCGUGCAGACUGCCCUGCGCACUUCUAGCGCUGCUCUGCACGCUGGAACAGCUGUGGGUCACGAGGAAUGUGAGUCUGUUCUUUUUAAGAGUUUGGAUGAGGACAUGGAACAGUGGACAUUGGUUUUUCCCCAAAGCUGGUGGUUUUGUGGAGGGGUAGGCUCUGUUUUGGUGGCAGAUCUUUCUUUCUUUUUGCACAUCUGUUUUAAUUUAAUAUUUGAAUAUGGACUUGGGAAAGAAUAUUUUAUAGGCUCACAUAGGGGUCAAAGCCUCCAGUCAGAAUGGCUUCAUGCCCGGAUGAAAAUAAAGCGUUCUUCUCCGUGGAUGCUGCCGAAGAUUCCAACCCCAGACCCAGGGGCUAGACGUGCACAGAUUGAUACUCCAGAUGACUCAGAGCAGCGGCACGCAAAGCUCAGAGGAAAUGGCAACGGGCUGCUCCCACUGUUGGCCAUUUGUCGCCCAUGUUGUUAUGAUGUGCUUAGGUAAUUAACAGAUGCGGUAUUAUGUGAGCCUAUGCUACUGUCAUUUUUAUCCAAGCAUUUUUAUGAUAUGUGGACUAUCGAUAAUGUGGUUUGCUUUGGUAUUUUUAAAAGAAGCACACAAAUUGAUGGUUAUUGGGAGGGCGGAGUGAGGAACUGGUGGGUUCAUAUGCACCCUGGGAAUGGUAUUUGAAAAUGAAUAGUACUCAAACUGCCCUUUUGUUACCUAUGACCUUGAAAAACGGAAUACUGACUUCAUCUUUUACAUAAGACUGAGUACUUCAUCCCUGAGAUGGAACUUAAUUCAUCAAUAAAUAAAAAUCCCCUGGCCCACUGGCAGUGUGUGACCACCUCCAGCACCUACUGUCCCAGCCGAGCACCACCGACACCUCACAGGAUGACCAAGAGGGGGCUGAGGGCUGCCAGGAGAGGAGGCAUGCUUGAAAAUCCAUCUUUAAAGAACCUUAAACCAAAUGAAAAUUUGGCUCAAAGGAUACCCAGCGAUCUGAUUGGAUAAUCUGGGGAAAGAGCAAGUGUGGGGACAGAAGCGGUUGUAAUAGGAGAGGCCGGAUUUUCUAGGUUUGGGGGGAAGGAGAGACCAAAGGCAAAGACUUGGUUUGGUUGGCAGGCCCAUGGAGGUGCUGUUUGGUUCUUAACUUAGCAAGUUAAGCACUCUGUUCAGGUUAGUCCCUGAUUAAGAUAAGUGAAAAUGGGGGCUGAGGCUGUAGCUCAGUGGUGGAGCACUUGCCUGGCAUGUGUGAGGCGCUGGGUUCCAUCCUCAGCACCACAUAAAAUAAAUAAAGGUCCAGUGACAACUAAAAAAAAAAAAAAAAAAAAAAAAAAGUGAAAAUGGUGAAUAACACUGAUAAAGUACCACAGAAAGAUUGAGAUUAGCUCAGCAGAAAGUUAUUUUCUGAACCACCACUUUCCCCCCUAACAACUAUGGUGGUUUCUAAGC